Messenger RNA from Cottoperca gobio, 1501 nucleotides. RefSeq names its product epithelial membrane protein 3-like. The record is from RefSeq and is a predicted model, not a curated record. The coding region runs from base 750 to 1247 and encodes 165 amino acids. Gene Ontology annotation, cellular component: plasma membrane. Lineage: Eukaryota; Metazoa; Chordata; Actinopteri; Perciformes; Bovichtidae. The transcript is spliced from 4 exons.
CUGGUAAAUGGGCAGAGAUUGUCAGUGCAGAUGUUGAGACAGAGGGUCCACUGUUUCUGGCCACUGCCUUUAGAAAUAUGUGGACCAUUUUAAAUGACAUGGACCAUAGAGCUGUUUGGUUCUAUGUAGAACCACCAAUAUUAAAGGUCCCAUGUUGUAAAGUGUAAAGUGAGAUCUCCCUUUUUUAAAAUUAUAAAGCAGGUCUAGAUGCUGUAUAAAUACUGUGAAAGUAUCAAAGCGCUUAAUCCACAGGGAAAUGCACAUAGCCCGUACUCAGAAAUGGUGCCUUUAAAAGUAAACUUGUGAUGUCACAACUAUACAUAUACUGUAUAGGUAGAACGCGCAGUUUCUGUGCCGUUACAGUCAUUCCCCGGCUUCCUGCAAUAGAGUGGUGCAGGGAUGACGUAUCUUUGUAACACAACCAGGAAGUUAGGACUCAUUCCUGCAUCACUCUCUGACGGUGCAGAGAUGCCGAGAGUGCGGAUGCAGAAGAACCGAAAACGGGCGCUAAAACAUAAUGUUUCAGACAAAGGGUGAAUACAGGUAUAUUCAGACGAACAGUAUGAGAAAAAUAAUGUGUUGUUUGAACAUUAAAGCAAAUAAACAUGUUCUACAAGCAGGAACCUGAAAAUGAGCAUCAUAUGACUCCUUUAACACAAAUGUAUUUUACAGACGCAAUCCUAUAAUCAUAAUAACAUCACAAGGUUGUUUGUACACAGAAUACCAGACUCUCUCAUCUCCAAGCAGCCAUGGUCUUCCUGCUCAUAUUCCUGACCCUGCUGCAUUUGGUGACCUUAGCCAUGCUAUUUAUCGCCACUCUGGAGAAGUCCUGGUGGAUAUGGGAUGAUUUAGAAAUCACAGACCUCUGGUAUAACUGCUUCCAUGAUAAUGCCACAAAGACCUGGUUGUGUGCUGCUACCAAUGAAAGCGACUGGCUGCAGUCUGUCCAGGCCCUCAUGGUCCUCUCUGUGGUCUUCUCCUCCAUCUCCUUCCUGAUUUUUCUCGGUCAGAUGUUCACCAUGUCCAAAGGAGGACUCUUCUACUUAACAGGCUUCUGUCAGGCUUUUGCAGGUUUCACAACCUUUGCUGCUUGCCUCAUCUUCACCUUCCACAGAAAGGAGAUCUUAAGUGAAUCCAGAGAUCUGAGCAAAGGGCGCUUUGGCUACUGUUUCAUCCUGGCGUGGCUGUGUGUCCCUCUCCUCAUGGUCAGUGGAGUGCUAUACACCCACCUGCGAAAAAAGGAUUGAGCCACAAACAGAAAAGAUGGAAAACCUCUUAAUUAGAGUGUAACAGAAAGCGCACAUGAAGAAAUAAGACAACUGAGAAGGAAAUACCUCUUUAAAUGAUUCUAUUCUUUUUUCUUUCUGACCCAAUAUCCACCCUACCGUGCUACAGGGUAUGCAGGGCACUGUGUCAUUGUGGUGGCUGUCUGUAAUGUGUUACAUGAGGGAUUCUGUCAUAUACAUAUUACUUGCUGUGCUUAAUGUAUGAUUGUGAUUAU